AUGCCCAAACCAAAGCGCGUCGCCAUAAUCGGCGCCGGCCCCUCCGGCCUCGCAAUGGCCAAAACACUCUUACAGAACUUCCCACAAGGAACAUUCAGCCCGGUUAUAUUCGAGAAGAAGCACCGGAUCGGCGGUCUCUGGGCUGUUGAUUAUCCCUCGUCUAUACCGGGUUCAUCUUCAACUUCAACUUCAACUUCAACUUCAAAUUCAACAUCAACCCUGGCAGCCGGCGUUCCUUCCUCUGAAUAUAGAUCCCGAGGCUUCGUGGACCCGUGGAUGAAGACGAAUCUGAGUCGCUUCUCAGUUGCGUUUUCUGAUCUGUCGUGGGAGACGGCACUUGGUUGUUCGGAGGUCCCUGUUUUCCCGUGUGCGUGGGAGGUGCGUAGGUAUUUGGAGAAGUAUGCUGAGGUUUAUAUUCCUCGUGAAUGUUUGAGGUUGGGGAGGAGGGUUUUGAAGGUGAUACGGUGCGAGGAGGGUAAUGCUAGGGCUAGGAUGGGGUGGAAGGUUUCUUGGACGGAUGAUCAGGAGAGCGAAGCGGCUCGUGUAUCUGGCUUGCAAGAUUCAAGAGUACAGACGGAUGAGUUUGAUUUCCUUGUCGUGGCAUCAGGCCACUUUGGGACUCCCAGUUUUCCAAAUAUACCCGGACUCGAGGGCUUCCCCCGUACAGUCCACAGCUCGAACCUGCAGAACCCAGACGAUAUACGCGGUCUACUCGGGAAUUCACCUAAAGGAAAGCUAGUUGUCAUAGGCGGAAGCAUGUCAGGCGUCGAGGCCGCAAGCUCGCUUGCCCUUCACAUCUCCUCUUUGGACUUCACCCCUGGCUCUGCUUCUCAAGCUGGGAAAGAUUAUGAAGUGUGGCAUGUCGGUUCUGGGCCGUUUUGGGUACUUCCUACUUACCUGCCACAUCAAUAUGCGGGUGAUUAUUCUGAAAAAGACUCGAUACCGUUUGUGCCGCUUGAUUUAUCUCUGUAUGAUUUGGGUCGGCGGCCACCCGGCAUGAGUGAGCUUGCUUUUGGACCUGUCUCCCCGGAACAAAUCUCGAAGAGAAACCAAUUCUUCCGGGACAUGCUUGGAAAGAAUUAUGGCGAAUUCGGCGGCAUUAACAUCACUGAUGGUCAAGGGAAAGAGAAUGAGCGGCCCCCGUGGGUGGGCAUAGCCGACUACUACGCCGAGUAUAUUCGAUCCGAAGCAAUUAAAACCGUGGCAGGUAGAGCCUGUUCAGUGGCCUCUCCACAGCCUGAGAAAAGAACAAUUGACAUUCAGACCCCUACCGGAAUGACAUCCCUUACCGACGUUGCCGCAAUAGUGGUAGCAACAGGAUUCAAACCCUCUGAUUCCCUCUCAUUCCUACCGCAAGACAUCCUGUCAACCCUCGAAUACUCCAAAAACGACCACUUCCUCCCACUUAUUCUAGACAACUGGAGCAGCGCGCACAGCGAGAUCCCAGAUCUAGGCUUCGUCGGGUUCUACCGAGGCGCGUUCUGGGGUCCUGCCGAGCUACAAGCGCAGAAUCUAGCUCAGACCUGGGCCAAGGUCGACUUGGAAAGUGAAACUCCGGCCUCCUUACCAGCUGAAGAACAGCGUUCAAGAGCUGCAGAGAGGCAGAAGGUUCGUGAAUUUAGGGAUUUCAAGCCUGCGGCACUUCGUGGACAGUUCCCUUUAGGCGAUUAUGUGGGGUUAAUGAGGUCGCUUGCUCGGGGAGUGAACCGUGCCAGGCUUCCUAUUGAGAUAGGUCGGGGUGGAGGUGUCCAGCCAGCAGGUCCUGUUGUUCCUGCUCGAUACCCGCCAUAUCCCACUGGACGAGACACUCAGGUGAGGAAUACUUCGCAGGGAGAAGUGGAUAUAACAAUGAAGGUUUUGAACAGUACUCUUUCUGCAGAGCUUGGCCAAGCCUGUGUGGGUACGGAAGCGGCAGUUUUCCGGGCAUUGCACGGCCAGUGGAAUUUUGAGAGAGUGCAGACUCAUGCGGAUGCGCACGAAGUUGUAUCAUCGGGGAGGGUAACCUUCCAUCCUCGCUAUCCAUCCUGUUCAGGCUACGGAGCGGAGUAUCUCUGUGAGGAAAUGAAAGGCGACUCAAUGACUUCAACGUCAGUCUACCGCCUGUGUGACACAUCCAGACACCCAAAUCAAGCUGCGAUAAGCGUUUGGUCUGUUGAUGAAGAGAUAUCUCCAAAUGCAGCUGGUGAGCUGGUGUCGGAGCUGCAUCUUGGCCCGGUAGGGAAGGUGUUAGGUUCAGGGGAAAUUCUCAUUGAAGCCAAGAACACCAAUGAAUCUCCAACGCAUAUAUACAAGUUCUACUUCGACCGCGUGGCUAUCACGCGCUGGUCCCAUCUGGUUUGUCAACAAGGGGACGGGGUGAAUCGGUAUACGACGCAGUAUAGCCGACCCGCGGAUGCAUGA
Messenger RNA from Aspergillus puulaauensis, 2400 nucleotides. RefSeq lists its product as uncharacterized. Bases 1 to 2400 code for a protein of 799 amino acids. The record is from RefSeq and is a predicted model, not a curated record. Lineage: Eukaryota; Fungi; Ascomycota; Eurotiomycetes; Eurotiales; Aspergillaceae. The transcript is spliced from 3 exons. Gene Ontology annotation, molecular function: oxidoreductase activity.